CGCCGUAGCUCGUAGCACCGCUACGCCGUAGCUCGUAGCGCUCUCGUAGCACGCUCUGGUCGAAAUAGUGAUUUAAUUAUGUUUCCGUACUAAUUAAAUUAUGGUUGAAAGUGUACGUGAGCUGAAAUUUCUGUUUACGACAUGUUAAAGAUGUGAACUUUUAUGUGCUCUAGUGCAAUGGGACACUGUGGUAAUGCGAUGCAGUUAUCGGCAACGCUGCUGGUUCUGCUUCACCUGACGAUACAUGUUGUCGACGAAGGGCAGGCAGUUAAUCCAAGUUGCUCCUGCAUCCGCUUCUCGUCGACCCACGGAAAGGAGCGCGGGACAUUCAGCAGUCCUGACUUCCCGCAGCCUUACCCUCGGAACCUCUGCCUGCUGUACACCUUCCUCGCCUCCGAGCACCAGAUCGUCGAGCUCAUGUUCACAGAGUUCGACGUGUACAAGGAGCAUGUUGACUGCGCUCGCGGCGACUACGUGAAGGUCUACUGGGAGGUGCAAGGCCCGGGUCCUCCUGGGGCCAUCAACGAGCGGUCGGACGCGUCCCGGGUGCUCUGCGGGGGCCGCGCGGACACGCCCCCCGCGUUAUACUCCCCCGGACCGGCCCUCGUGCUGGAGUUCCACACGGGAUCCCGCGGGAAUGCCACGGGAUUUGCCGGGACGUACAACUUUAUUGACAGACGUCUAUUUGAGACGGAGGGUGUUCGUAUACCUGGCACCACCUGCGACUACCAGUUCGGGAGGUCGGGGAACAGACCAACACACGGCCGCCUCUACAGUCCCCGGUAUCCCUCCACGUAUCCUAGCAACGUGAGGUGCUCAUAUCACUUCCAUGCCAGACCGAAGGAUCGAAUCAAAGUGGUUUUUGAAGAAAUCUCAUUACAGAAAGGGGAUAUAAGUUGCCUGCGGCGCGCGGACAUUAUCAAAGUGUUCGACGGCAGGGACGCGGCGGCGCCGGCCAUCGCGAUGCUCUGUAAUGAGCUUGCCGGCUACGAGGUCCUCUCCACCGGUCCCUCGCUGCUGCUGCAGUUCACCGCCAACUCCGCGACACCUGGCCAGGGGUUCGCUGCCACAUACCACUUCCAACCACCGCCGGAUUCCACAGCUGCAGACUCGGAUCGCCUGCUAAAGUUGAGCUUCGGAAAAGCCUUCGAAUCCCUCGGUCCUGAAGUCAGCGCAACAACUUCAUCAUGUCAUCAGGAGUUCAACAGCGAUGGCUCUAAGCACGGCACGCUGACUUCCCCUCACUAUCCUCUGGCUUACCCGCCCAACACGCACUGCCACUACGAGUUCUUCGGCCGAGGGAAAGAGAGAGUUAGACUUAUAUUUCAAGACUUCUUCCUGUACAAAUCACCAGAUGGCUCUCAUGAAUGCGGGAAUGUGGAUUCACUCCAAGCAUUUAUAAAUGUGGACGGUCGGUUGGAAAAUGUGAAGACUUUUUGCGGUGUCGACCUUCCCAAUCCGAUCAUGUCGAAUGGGCCCAAGCUGAUGCUCGAAUUUAGGGGCACACAAUCCUCGAGACACGCGAGAGGCUUCAAGAUAUCAUAUUCGUUUGUAGAAAAUUUCGGCAUAACCACGGGCCGGCAGCUGAAGGAGUUCCCCUGCGCGUUUGUAUAUAACAGUAGUGAGGCGCGGAACGGGACCAUCGCUUCGCCCAACUCCCCUGGGCCGUAUCCCCGGGACACGGAGUGUUCUUACUUCUUCCACGGAGGCCAGACGGAGAAGGUUCAUCUGCACUUCACACACUUCGAAGUUGAGGGGGUUCUGCCAUGCGAAGCGGUCUCGGCAAGCGACUACGUAGAAUUUUCAAAUUAUAUGACUGAAGACAAUAAGUAUGGUAGAUACUGCGGACGGAUGAAAGAGUUCCACGUGGAAUCCGAACGGAAUUUCUUUAAAGUGACGUUCCGAUCGAAUGAUCGAUUGGAUGGAACAGGUUUCAAAGCGAUGUAUCAAUUUUUAGAAGCAACCGACGAGUACAAGGCGCCGAUUUACGAUAAGGCUUCUAAAACAUCGUGUGUGGUGUGGGUGUUGAUCCUGGCAUCAGUUGGGCAGCUCCAUCAGCUAUAUCAUUGAAGUGAUACUAGAAUAAUUAUUAUAGGCGUAUAACCCUGUACAUUUGUACUAUAGUCUGUGCCAUACACUGUAAUUAAAAUGUAGAUGCGAUAUUUUCUAUAAAAAAUAUGUUUCCUCUAACUAUAUGCAAACUUAAGCAAAUAACACGAUACAAUUUUACUCACGCAGGCACGUAAAUAUACAAAUAAAUAUUAUAUUAUA
Molecule: messenger RNA, 2271 nt
Organism: Aricia agestis (brown argus)
Lineage: Eukaryota; Metazoa; Arthropoda; Insecta; Lepidoptera; Lycaenidae
Gene: Sol1
Product: suppressor of lurcher protein 1-like
Exons: 15
Coding region: 163-2070 (635 amino acids)
Cellular component (GO): plasma membrane
Source: RefSeq, a predicted model, not a curated record